Molecule: messenger RNA, 1175 nt
Organism: Camellia sinensis
Lineage: Eukaryota; Viridiplantae; Streptophyta; Magnoliopsida; Ericales; Theaceae
Product: non-specific lipid transfer protein GPI-anchored 1
Source: RefSeq, a predicted model, not a curated record
CCAACCACCCACACAAGCUCUGCUCUGUUCCGCCAUUAAAACCCCCACUCACUCCCCUUCACUCACACACGCCACCUGUUUGUAUAAAUGUCUCUUUAACACAUUCAGAGAAAAUCGCAUUCGCAUUCACUAUACAAAUCUAAAAGAAAAUGGUGAUGAUGAAGAAGAUGAUUCGGGUUUGGAUCUUGUUCUUUGUUGUUGCGUUGCUGGUAUUAGUGUGUGGGGAGGCGGUGACGACCGAAAAGAAGUGUGGCGAUGAUUUUACGAAGGUGACGACGUGCAUGGCGUUUGCGACGGGGAAGUCAGAUACGCCGACGAAGGAGUGUUGUACUUCGGUGACAGAGAUCAAGCAGAGCGAUCCUGAAUGCUUGUGUUAUUUUAUACAGCAGACUCACAGUGGGAGUCAAUCGGUGAAGAGUCUGGGUAUUCAGGAGUCUCGCUUGCUUCUGCUUCCUUCUGCUUGCAAGCUCACUAAUGCCAGCGUCAGUGACUGCCCAAAGCUUCUAAAAAUUCCUUCAACCUCUCCUGACUAUGCGAUCUUCACAAAUUCUUCUUCGACAACCAGUCCUAGCACAGUGACAGGGACAUCAUCACCAUCAACAGCUAAUGACUCUAGUGGGACUAUCAGGACUGAGCACGUUCCCCAACUUAUCGGGCUAGUCACAAUCGCUAUGGCCAUCUUCUUGUUGCUGUCCCCAGUUGAGGUUGUGUCUACAUUUUGCACGUGAGGGUGAAAUUUCUAGUUUUGCUAUUAACACAGAAACAUAUUAUAGAAUCGGACAUAGAGUAUAUAUGAAUGAGCAAGAUUUUACAAAAUUUGUUAAUGAGAUUAACAUUUAAAAAAAUCUUAUUCAUCUAUAUACAUUUUGUGUCUGGUUCUAUGAUAUGUUUCUGUGUUCUUAGACUUUGAAAUUUCUCCCAAAACUGAGUAGGGAAGCUUCUAUUUCUUUUCAUCUUGAUGGUUUAUUUUUCUCGACUUCAGGACUUCAAUACCGUUAUGAUCUUUCCACUGUAAGCUGUAAUGCACUUUCCACUAAUGUGGAGUUAUUUUUAUGCUCGUAAAAACAAGCUGUAAUGCUCUUUCCACUAAUGGGAAGUUAUUUUUAUGCUCUCAGUUUUUAUGCAUCACAGGAUUAUGACUAUGAAUCCAUAUCCCGUGUUAGCUCGUUUUACUC